UUGCAAGAUUAACAUCUUAUCUCCACAUCGAUAUGAUAAGAAUCUUCAUCAGACGACACUCCACUCUGUAUCGAGUAUAUAAAUCAAUGUCAUUUCUUAUUUUAAAAUCAAUCAAGUUUAAACUGCAACAACAUCCAACCAAACCAUUCAGUCCAGUCGCAAGCACAGCCGGAACUAUUUUCAUUGUCGUCAUCAUGCGCUACUUCAAUAUCCUUCUGCUGGUGGUCGGAGUUUGGGCCAGUCUUGGCUGGUGUGACCGCGGCAAUAUCGAAACUACCAGUUUCAAUGGUCGUCCCGGCUGCAAGACCCAGGGGGAGGUCGGUAAUGUUUAUGCGAAUUUCUUCGAUUCGACACGUUAUUGGCGUUGUCUGGCAAUUGGUGUUGAUGCCGUUUCACUGCGCUGUCCCAAUGGCUAUGGCUUUCAACCGAAAUUUAAAACUUGUGUCUCGUUUGCAUCUUGGCAAUGGGAAAUUGCCCAAAUGCCACCAAGUUGUCCUGAUUUCGAAGUGGAAUGCAUACCAAAUUUGGUGGUUUAGAUUUCACCUCAAAAAAGUGUGGAAAAUUUUAAUGUGUUUUUUUUAUAAUUUGUAUAA
Molecule: messenger RNA, 593 nt
Organism: Musca domestica (house fly)
Lineage: Eukaryota; Metazoa; Arthropoda; Insecta; Diptera; Muscidae
Exons: 2
Coding region: 33-536 (167 amino acids)
Molecular function (GO): chitin binding
Source: RefSeq, a predicted model, not a curated record